Ananas comosus (pineapple) is the source of this 3388-nucleotide messenger RNA. RefSeq names its product endonuclease MutS2-like. Gene Ontology annotation, biological process: negative regulation of DNA recombination; mismatch repair. The transcript has 22 exons. The record is from RefSeq and is a predicted model, not a curated record. Gene Ontology annotation, molecular function: ATP-dependent DNA damage sensor activity; endonuclease activity; mismatched DNA binding. Lineage: Eukaryota; Viridiplantae; Streptophyta; Magnoliopsida; Poales; Bromeliaceae. Bases 64 to 2661 code for a protein of 865 amino acids.
CGCACACUCCACAGCUCCAAAAAGAGACUCGACCGUUUUAUCCGAACGGUCGAAUCCCCCCUCAUGACCCCCCUCACCGCUCUCGCCCUCACCUUCACACCCAAACCCUCCACCUCCCUCUUCCUUCGUCCUCCGCUCUCCCCCUCCCCCUCCCCCUCCUCCUUCUCCUCCUCCUCAACCACCACCAUCGCCCUCCUUUUUCCUCUUCCUCCUCCUCCCCGCGCCGCCGUUCUCCGCGCUCUCCGCCUCCGCCUCGGCGAUCGCUCCCCCGUCUCCUCCGCCGCCGCGGCCGCCUCCGUCGUCUCCGACAGCCUCAAGAUCCUGGAAUGGGACAAGGUUUGCGACGUCGUCUCCGCCUUCGCCGGCACCGCACUCGGCCGAGAGGCCACGAGGGAGAAGCUAUGGGAUGUGGAUUUGAGCUACGAGGAGAGCAAGAAGCUCCUGGAGGAGACUGCUGCCGCCGUCGAAUUGAUCAAGUAUGGAGCCGGCGGGAUGGAGUUUGCGGGUUUGGAUACCAUCAUGGUAAAAUCAGCAAUAGAUCGUGUCUCUAGAGGUUUUCCUUUGGAUGGAAAAGAAGCAAUGGCUGUUCUCUGCCUCAUACAGUUUGCUGAAACCUUGCAAGUAAGUGUGAAAAUUGCCUUGAAGGAAGAUGAAGAAUGGUAUGACCGUUUCAUGCCACUUACAGAACUGAUUUUAGAUAUUGUCAUAAGUCGAACAUUUAUCAAGUCAGUGCAACAGGUGAUAGACGAAGAUGGCUCUGUCAAGGAUAGCGCAAGUUCUGAUUUAAAGCGAUAUCGAGAGCAAGUUCGGGUCCUUGAAAGGAAGUUAUAUCAACUAAUGGAUAAGUUGGUUAAAAAUGAUUCAAGUGAAGCUGUCUCUCCGCAAGCGUGCAUCGUUAAUGGAAGAUUCUGCAUUGAAGUAGUGCCAGAUAAAAUGGCAAAUUUUAACGGAUUACUCCUAUCCAGUUCAGGUGUUGGGAGUGUGAUGGAGCCAAUCGCUGCUAUCCCACUGAAUGAUGAGUUGCAACGAGCAAGAGCACUAGUAGCCACAGCUGAGGAAGAGGUCCUAUCGAAAUUAAGUGAUAAGAUGGUGGCAGAACUCGAUGAUAUACGGAAUCUCUUGCAUACCAUUAUUCAAUUGGAUGUGGUCACUGCACGAGCGAAGUAUGGUAUUGCCUACAAUGGUACCUUUCCGGACCUAUAUAUGCCUAGGGAUAAUGAUGAAUUGCCAAAACGAGACUUCUAUCCUGGUAAAACUUUUGGCAUCACUUCUUUUACUCAUCUCCCUCAGAGGUCAUGGAAACUUUAUAUGCCCAAAGCACACCAUCCUUUAUUGCUUCACCGGCAUCAUGAAAACUUGCACCAUGCCAGGAAGGAAGUUGGUAAUGCUACUGCUGAGAUCCGGAGAAGGAACAUGCAUGGGAAGAAUAUGGCUGCCGAAGAUGAAACGAAAUUGCAUCUUGAGUCCAUGAUACUCAGGGUUUCUCAAUUGGAAAAGAAUCAUCCAAUUCCUGUGGAUUUUAUGAUUUCUGAGAAAACUAAUGUGCUUGUAAUAACUGGUCCCAAUACCGGGGGCAAAACAAUCAGCUUGAAGACAGUUGGUCUUGCAUCCUUAAUGGCUAAGACAGGUCUUUAUGUCCUAGCAUCUGAGCCAGUUAAAAUCCCAUGGUUUGAUGCAAUUUUUGCUGAUAUUGGAGAUGAGCAGUCUCUGAGCCAAUCAUUGUCUACCUUUUCUGGCCACCUAAAGCAAAUUGGUGCCAUCCGUUCACUAUCAACGUCUAAGUCGCUGGUGCUUCUAGAUGAAGUUGGAGCAGGGACAAAUCCACUAGAAGGGGCUGCUUUAGGGAUGUCACUAUUAGAAUCUUUUGCUAAAUCUGGCUCCUUCCUUACGAUAGUUACAACUCAUCAUGGGGAGCUUAAAACACUAAAAUACAGAAAUAGUGUAUUUGAGAAUGCAUGCGUGGAAUUCGACGAAGAGAGUUUGAGACCAACAUUUAAGAUACUAUGGGGAAUUCCAGGACGUUCAAAUGCUAUUAAUAUUGCUGAAAGAUUAGGUUUGCCCCAUACUGUAAUUGAUGGUGCGCGCAACCUACAUGGAAUAGCUAGUGCUGAAAUCAAUGGGGUUAUUCUUGAUAUGGAAAGAUUUAAACAAGACUUCCAACAACAUCUUCAACAGGCGCAGCAUUUUCUAAUGCUAUCGAAGAAGCUCCACGAAAAUCUUUUUGUGGCAAAGCAGAGGAUCUCAGAUCAUGUCGUUCUUCAGAGGAGCAGAAAGACAAAAGCAAUCUUGGAUAAUGCAGCUAUAGCUCGCUCUCUCCUACGCAGUAAGAUGCAACAGUUUCGUGAACGCGCAAUAGCUGAAAAACCAUCAGGAAGUGGGCGAGCAGAGAGUGUCGAGAAGUCUAUCGAAAACCUCAACCAGCAACCACCAACUAGCGAUCCUACAGAAAGGAUCAGGCAGAUAGUUAUCUGUUUUUCAGGGAAACAGACCAAAGUUCCAGAGGUAGGAGAUGUAGUGUAUGUUUCUUCACUAGGCAAGCAGGCAUCGGUGUUGAAAGUGGAAGCAUCAAAAGGAUUGGUUCUUCUCCAAGCAGGGAACAUGAAGUUGAAACUGAAAUUUGGUGACAUUGUGACUCAACAUCUGAGGACAUCUAAACAAUGAGCUCCAUAACCGUAGAUCUCUGCAGAUCAAGAUAAAUUUUGCUAUAUCUAUACGUAGAUUACCCUUCAGCAAAUUCUUUCUUUUCCUUUUUCCUAGUCUUGGUCGUAUAUCAAUUAUAAUAUGCACUCCAUACAUCUGUUCUUGUUCAAAAUGCAGAACCAUGUUAAGGUGCCAGCCUUCCACGAGAUUUUACAGAAGGAUGUGACAGAAAUUACUUUCUGCACCACAUCAGUCGUGCCCUGUGCAAUAUUACUCCCCUCUGCCCCACCUCAUAUGUGUUCUCUAUAACAGUGAAAUUACGACAAAGAAAUUAUUUUCUGCACCACAUCAGUCGUGCCCUGUGCAAUAUUACUCCCCUCUGUCCCACCUCAUAUUUGUUCUCUAUAAUAGUGAAAUUACGACAAAGAAAAAAUGGUUGUAGAGGAGACUAGCUCCAUGCUUGGGAGCAAAUCAACUGCAACCUUAGCUGAUGUGGCGUCUGUCCGACGGCGGUCUAUCUCCGAUGUGGAGUCAAUCUCUGCGAUUAGACUGAUGUGAUAUCAAACUUGUUUAAAUCAGCAGUGGAGAUGAACUCUGGUAUUUCGGAUCAUCGUGAGACUGCAGAAAUUUUUCAUACAUCGACGUUGUAUAUGAUUUUCUGCUUGCUUAUAAUCUAACCGUUGAAAAGAAAACUAUUCACAAACCUAAAGUAAGUUUUCUAAAGCAUGGAUUUUAAAGUUGGCUUGAA